Messenger RNA from Paramacrobiotus metropolitanus, 1535 nucleotides. RefSeq names its product ly6/PLAUR domain-containing protein 1-like. Bases 372 to 857 code for a protein of 161 amino acids. The record is from RefSeq and is a predicted model, not a curated record. NCBI's taxonomy places the organism in Eukaryota, Metazoa, Tardigrada, Eutardigrada, Parachela, Macrobiotidae. The transcript is spliced from 4 exons.
UAUUUCUCUUCCGCCAAAUUGUCAGGCCUGUAAAUUUCGACAACAUAUUCUUAUAUGCAAAGCGGUAUAUUAUUGCGUUAUGGAUAACGGGGAUAUUCUUAGCAGAUUGGACUAUGUAUGCGCCGAGUGUCGCCGGCUUAAUUUAGUGCUGCAGCCACCGGCGACGAGAGGAUGCCAUUCAGCGGACAAAUUGGCUAUUUCAUUUUUGAUCGCGCUAUUCUCCAGUUGAAGCUGAGAGCGGGGGAUUGGUGCAUGGGAGCCAAGUGGAUCUGUGGCUGAUCCGCUGCAGACUCUAUGCAUUUGUAGUCGGUUGAAUACAGCAGUGCGAGCUAUCCGCAUCCCAUUCCGCUGACAACCAAUAUGGAAGCACAAUGCGCCCGGAUAACGUUAUUAAGCCAUCAACGCCAGUCGUAAAUACUGCGACGUUUCCUGCAUUAUUCGGCGUCUACGCAUCGUUGUGGAUCGGUCUUUUAUGUUGGAUGAUCCCGGCAAGUUAUGGGAUCCAGUGUUUCGUUUGCGAUGUGGUUCAUCUCAAUUCGGAAUGUAAUGGAACGGAAAAUAUCAUGCAAUGCCCGAUUACGUACGACACCUGCAUGACCAUGAUUCGCUAUUCCAGUGACGUAGGGAAGAUGCAGAUCAGUAAGUUGUGCAGCAAACGGGAAGCGUGUUGGACGCAGCGGCGUGUGCUGAGCGAGUACGCGGCCUGCGAUGCCAAUGAGACUGACGAGUGGGCCUGUGUCAGCUGCUGUGAUAGCCACGAUCUCUGCAACACCAACCGCGCCGGAAGUGAGCUCGGACGCCUCCCCGUGCCGGCUAGCGCUGCGACGGCGGCGCUCUUAGUCUUCCUCUGGCUGUAAUAAUCGCAGUCUGCUUCCUGCCCGGUGCCACUGGACGAGUGCGCCCGCGGCGGCGUCUUGCAAUUAACUGACACGAUGUGUAGCUCUGAGUUCGCUGAUUACGGCGUUAGCUGCAGCUGCAUUGUGCACUGAUACGGAAGAAAUCGUAUACAAAUUUUUGUCAAUGCACUAAUACGAGUUAGCAGUGCCGGGACCACAUACGUGGCACUUUUCCUGUCUGCUGGCGAUAUCGAUGUUUCGAAAGCAGCUGCUGUUGUUGUACGAGUAUCUUUUUAUAAUUACUUUUAUCCCACAAACGGGCCAAAACAACAUCCAGUUAAGGAUUCACUGCUUAAUAAUUUCCCGCACUCUGUUAUCACAAAUUUACAAUACAUAAUAUCGUGUACACGUUCCCAAGACAAAAAACCGUUUAACCGCUACGAACUCUUAAGCUGCUGCCCUUUGAGCGUUAAGUAGUGGAAUGGGUUACCGCUUGUUUCCGAUUUCUCUGCUACAACCAUCCUUGAUUUCGUAGUAAUUCCGUUACUCGGCUUGCAACUGCGUACAUAAUAUAUAUAAUACUCGAAAUUUUUUAAUUGAGGCAAACAAAGCUUGAUAAUUUAACGGUUACCAAAGAUACUCGUAUGUCAAAAUAACUUACUUGUUAGUACGCUUUAGCAUCGCACGCUUUCUGGUGUU